Molecule: messenger RNA, 4811 nt
Organism: Toxotes jaculatrix (banded archerfish)
Lineage: Eukaryota; Metazoa; Chordata; Actinopteri; Toxotidae
Product: calcium/calmodulin-dependent protein kinase type IV
Exons: 11
Coding region: 1-1437 (478 amino acids)
Biological process (GO): protein phosphorylation
Molecular function (GO): ATP binding; calmodulin binding; calcium/calmodulin-dependent protein kinase activity
Source: RefSeq, a predicted model, not a curated record
AUGCCGACGUCCCGGCCUGGUUCGGAGCCGGUGGAAUUCUGGGUUGAGGGGUCGAGGCGGGACGGGACGGUGGAGGAGUUCUACACCCUGAGCUCCGAGCUGGGCAGAGGAGCCACGUCCGUUGUGUAUCGCUGUGAAGAGAAACAGACUCAGAAACUGUAUGCUGUCAAAGUCCUCAAGAAAACGAUUGACAAGAAAAUCGUUCGAACUGAAAUCGGUGUCCUGCUGCGUCUGUCCCACCCAAACAUUAUCCAGCUGAAGGAGAUUUUUGAGACGGACACUGACAUUGCUCUGGUGCUGGAGCUGGUGACUGGAGGAGAGCUGUUUGACAGGAUUGUGGAGCGAGGUUACUACAGCGAGAGAGACGCAGCGCACGUCAUCAAACAGAUCCUGGAGGCUGUGGCGUAUUUACAUGAGAACGGUGUCGUGCAUCGUGACCUCAAACCAGAGAACCUACUGUACGCUGACCUGUCGCUGGACGCUCCGCUCAAGAUAGCCGACUUUGGUCUUUCCAAAAUCAUUGAUGACCAGGUGACCAUGAAGACCGUCUGUGGUACUCCAGGGUACUGCGCUCCAGAGAUCCUGCGGGGAAAUGCCUACGGCCCUGAGGUGGACAUGUGGUCGGUGGGCGUCAUCCUCUACAUCCUACUCUGUGGGUUCGAGCCCUUCUUUGACCCGAGGGGGGAUCAGUACAUGUACAGCCGAAUCCUCAACUGCGAUUACGAGUUUGUGUCUCCGUGGUGGGACGAGGUCUCCCUCAAUGCCAAGGAUUUGGUCAGUAAACUGAUUGUCCUUGACCCUCACAAGCGCCUCAGUGUCCGGGAGGCCCUGCAGCACCCCUGGGUGCUGGGUAAAGCUGCCCGCUUCUCCCACAUGGACACCACGCAGAGGAAACUACAGGAGUUCAACGCUCGGCGUAAGCUCAAGGCUGCCAUGAAGGCCGUUGUUGCCACCAGUCGGAUGCACGAGGGCUCGCGGCGUCGUACCGACAGCUGUGAGAUUCCCGGCUCAGGGGCUUCCAGGCAGAGCAGCAUGCAGCAGGACCCGCCUCCUGAGUCCACAGGCCCCGCCCCCACAGACAAAGAGGCUACACCCCCGGAUCAACAGCUGCAGGACGAUGAUUCAAAGUCCACUGAGCAAAGCGCCCUCAGCCCCUCUCCUCCACGCAGCCCCAAACCCCCUAGCUCUGAUGUUGCGCCCACAGGCCCCACCCCCACCAGACCUCCGCUGCGUGCCGAUGGGCUGCGACAGGCAUCCGUCGCCCCCAAAACCGUGCUGGUCCAACCCCGGCUGCCGCAGAAGAGCUGCUCCUUGGUAGAGCCCACUUCCAGAGUGGAGGCCACACCCUCGCUGGCCUCGCCACCAAGUCCCAACAGCCUCAGCAAUGGCUACACGCCAGGGGCAGAGCCUGCCAGUAAGACCACCCAUUGCCAGUGAUCACCUGACAAACAGAGCAGAGACGCUCCACUCUGCCUCAGUUUCACACAGUAAUGAGGCUCAACCUUCAUUAGCGCUUCACAAACAUCCAACAUCUUUUAUUGGGACCAAAUUACACCAGAACUUAAAGUGUCUGUAACAUCCAGCUAACGUUUAACCUGUACAACCACAUCUUCCAGUUCUGUAGCGAAGCUCUUGCUAACAUGCUAACAGCUACGUACUCACUGAGGUUUGGCUGGAUGUUUUUGCAGCUGGGCAGCUGUUCUGUUUCUGCUGUUGAGCUGCUGGUUUUUAGUGUGGAGGCUGGACAUGAUUCUGUCCCAUAUCAGGACUCAUCACAUCUCCUGUGCUCUUUUUACUGUGGUAAGAAAAACACCAGAGUGCACAAACGAAUCCCGCUAACACAUUUUGUCCUGUACAUCAACCUCUAUCCUCCAACCUCUGAGUUUAGUGCUGAAAUCAGGUCAGAUCCAUAGGAAACUCACCUGCACAAAAUGAGCAUGUUUACAACCAAAACACAGCGUUACACUGGUGGACAUCUGGAAUCUGUUCACAGGUAUUUACACCUGUCUCCCUGCUGCUGUGUUGUGAUCAGAUCUCAGUACUGGGUUGAGUGACAGGCGAAAACAUUAGCGAGGCUUCUGCUAACGAGGCAAAUCGGAGCUGGUGGAGAAGGUUGUCUCAGGCCACAGUGGUAUUCAGUGUAUCAUUUUGUUCAUCUCUGUAACCCUGCUCUCCGAUCCUGUUAGCAAGGACUCGGGUCAGAAAUCUCAGACAUGGGAGAGAAAAUCAGGGAGGACGAGGAGACCAGGUCAGGUUAUCUCACCAUCCCAGUUAGCUGCUGCGUUUGAUCGUGUGCUGCGUUUCCUUUUGUGCUCUACCUCAAUCAGGAUAUUCGCCCUUAUGUGUUUGGAUUAUUCAACAGGCCUAUGGUGCACAGGCCCGAGGGGCCCAGGAGGUGGUUGGGUUGUCUCAUAAUCUGUCCAUGGUCAUGAACCAACAUUUGACUGUCUGUCUCCAUUUUCCAGACCUGGCCUGGUCUUGCAGGACAUAUCAGAGUCCUGAAAUAAAGCAGCUUCGUGGUCUCGACUCUCGACUAGAGUCAGUGACAGGCGUCAUUUUCACCUGCUGAGAUCUGAUCACAGAUGCGAGUCACCUCCAAAUUUGAUUUGGACCAACUGUACAUGUAAGGACAACACACACCAGUGUCGCUCUAGAGUUGUGUGAGUCCACGCACAUAAUUUGACUUUGUCUAAACCUAAAACAGUGGUUGUGUUUGUGAGAAGAGGCUUCAGUGGUCCGGUGGUUUACCGCCAGUUGAAGUCCUGAUAUGGGACAAACAGAGACUCCAGCCUCCUCUCUGGCUUCUUCUUCUCUUGGUUCAGAAGGUGAAUUUUUUUCUCGGACGCUCAGGACGGAGCUGAUUGAUUGUAUUUUAUUAAGCUUGAGUACCACAGACACUGAUGUGAAGGACGAGGAGCGAGAGCAGCUUCUUCUCUCUCCGGUUCUUCUGCUUCUUCUUCUGCAUCCCUUUUUGUUUUGGAGCAUGAGUUCAGACUUCAACGUUGCUGUAAAACUCUGAGAGGAGAAAAAGGAGAUUUCUGCUUCUCAAAGAGACACUCUGCUUUGAGUUUUUUAUCCUUUCUACUCUUUACUGUUGACGCCCUCUGACUGUAUGAGUACAUAGUGUAGCUCCAGUCUUUAGAGUUCAGGUGAGAAACAUGUUGUGUUUGUGAGCUUCUAGUAAAACAUUGUGUUGUUUACACUUUAUCAGCAGUGAGGUGGAUCUCCUGCUUGCACUGUACAUAGUUUGGUUUUAGGCAGAUUAUUACUGACAUUUACAAAACCAGAGACACGUUCAGUUUUCAGACCCCCCCAAAAAUACCAGAUUUGACCUUUGGUGGAAAUCAAACCUUUUCAUCUGAUCUGAAACCACACGUUCUACCUCUUUUUGUACAGGGGCUUCCAAAAUGAUAAAGUGACGCAGAUGCAGAGAAAAUAAUGAAAGGAGACGAGCAGGCGGACCCGAAGCCACUCAAAGAAAAAAGAUUCCACAAUUUAUACACAAAUCAACGGUGGCCCAGAGAGUCCAAACAGUACUACAGCCUGAGAAAACAGCAGCGUCCUGUCGGCAGCUGGUUUAGAGACAGCAGAGUCCAGACAGAGACCAAACCAACAACUCUGCUACAAGUCAGGGGUUUAGAGAAGCUGCGUUCAGUCGCUGCACCAUUUAUCAAACAUGAUUCUACUCUGAGACUCUUUCCUUACUGAGGAAGUCACUCCUGUCUCAGCCAAAGUUUAGGGGAGCUGACUGUGCAUUUGGGCUCAUUGUCCUUAUGCAUGAUGAAUCUGGGACACAUCAGAGACCUGAUAAAUCCGGGACACAUCAGAGGCCUGAUGAAUCUGGGACACAUCGGGGGCCAUCCUGAUCUAAACAUCAGUCCUGUGAUAACAGAUCGUUUUUUUUAAAGAGGAAGGGGACGCCCACGCCCCACCACCACUCAUGUCUGUCUUACUGCAAACCAAAAGUGCAUAGGUUCACUGAAUACUAGUGUAGAGGAAGGGUGAUCCAUCAGCUACAUAUAUGAUCCUUUAACUUUGUUGUGCCCCCCACCAAUUUGUGAAACUAAACCUGAAUUUACUGUUUCAGCCGUGACUGACUCUCAGUUACAAGUGAAUGGCAGAUGUGAUAAAGAGGUGCUGUCGUCGUGAUUUGACUCGAACGUCAGAGUUUUUAUCCUCAGGUGGUUCCUCACAGAAUCGGAGAAUCUGAGACACAUGCUAAAUACGGGCCCUGGUCCUGUCUGCGUUUCUGAAACAGCUGUUUCUGUUGUCAAGCUGAUCAAUAGGUUUUCUCCAUUUCUUGUGUUUUCUCAGGUUGUGGUGCUUUUUGUUCUGUCUCAGCCACCGUAUAAAACCCUGGACUGUGAGGAGAAGCUUUAAAGAGGAACCAAACCCACAAACCCAUGGAGCCCCCUGGGGCCUGAAAAAUCAACACAGGAUUAAAAAAAAAAAAUCAUCUCUUAGGGCUAAAGUCUGAAUCCUGACACCUGCUGGUGCUGGACUGGUUGAUCAGGCUGGUUGAACUGGUUUUGAUUGGCUGAUUUGAAGAUGAGACCAAAUGUCAGUCACAGUCAUUGACUGUGUGACAGAUCCUGGUUCCUCUUUAAAGAACAUGAGUUGUCCCCUGAUGGACUGAUCAGUUCCAGCUGGACGCAGCGUUUACCUGUCCACAGGUGUUUGUAACUUCUUGCCAGAUGGAACUCACUGGAUAAACUAGCUGUCAUGGUAAAGAGCAUGUAAACUGUAUAUUUGAUUUUCAUCUAUACUCCUCUGUAAAAACAUGAAUAUUUUGCUUCUAUUUAUCUCGGCCU